GAAAGGUGAAGCCAGCUGGAGCAGAGAGCAGGACACGUUUGAGAGCACUGUGCAGGUUGGCAAACUGCAGGACCUUAUCAACCGGAGUAAGAUGGCGAGGUGUAGAGGACGAUUUGUUUGCCCAGUCAUUCUGUACAAGGGAAAGCACAUCUGCAGAUCAGCGACACUGGCCGGCUGGGGAGAGCUCUAUGGGCGCACAGGCUACAACUACAUCUUCUCAGGAGGUUCUGACGAUGCUUGGGCAGAUGCAGAAGACAUUUCAGAGGAAGAUCCUGCACUUAGAAAUGCAGACUCCCAGCUGUUUGACAAGGUCAGAGGGCACGACAUCAAGCUGCUUCGAUACCUGUCUGUUCGAUAUAUCUGUGACCUGAUGGUGGAAAACAAGAAGGUGAAGUUUGGCUUGAAUGUGACGUCUUCUGAGAAGGUGGACAAAGCUCAACGUUACGCUGAUUUCACGCUUCUCUCCAUCCCAUAUCCAGGCUGUGAAUUUUUUAAGGAGUACAAAGACCGGGAUUAUACAGCUGAAGGUCUCAUAUUUAACUGGAAACAGGAUUACGUGGAUGCUCCAUUAAGUAUUCCAGUGUCUCUGACCCAAUCUCUGAAUAUUGAUUGGAGCGAGUACCAGAGCUGGGACCUCAUACAACAGACACAGAACUACCUGAAGCUGCUGAUCUCCAUCAUCAAUAGUGAUGACGACAGCGGGCUCCUGGUGCACUGUAUAUCCGGCUGGGAUCGAACUCCUCUCUUCAUCUCCUUACUGCGCCUCUCCUUAUGGGCUGAUGGGCUGAUCCACGUGUCCCUGGAGCCAUCCGAGAUCCUCUACCUGACAGUGGCCUACGACUGGUUUCUCUUUGGGCACAUGUUAGUCGAUCGACUCAGUAAAGGAGAAGAGAUUUUCUUUUUCUGCUUCAAUUUUCUGAAGCACAUCACCUCUGAGGAGUUCUCUGCUCUGAAGUCGCAGAGGAGGAAGAGUUUGCCACCAGGCUUCACCCUGGAAGAGAUCUGCAUGCUCAAGCAGAGAGACCGAGGCAGCACCACAAGUCUGAGCAGCGACUUCUCCCUGGGGAUGGAAAGUUCCCCUGGAGCAGCUGGGAGCUUCACCUAUGAAGCAGUGGAGCUGAUGCCAGCAGGAGCACAGGCUCAAGCAGCAUGGAGGAAGAGCUGUGCGUCGUCACCACAAGCCACGCUCUGGAGCAGGGCACAGCAGUCUGAAGACAGGCUGUCUUCUGCAGGGAUGGUUGAAGUCAAGUCCUCCAGCUCAUCCUCAUCAACCCACUCAGAUAACUUCCUGAGGAUUGGAAGCAGCCCACUGGAAGUGCCCAGAUCGAG
This is a messenger RNA of Merops nubicus (carmine bee-eater), 1329 nucleotides long. RefSeq names its product myotubularin related protein 14 (gene MTMR14). The transcript has 16 exons. The record is from RefSeq and is a predicted model, not a curated record. The annotation marks the transcript as partial. Gene Ontology annotation, molecular function: phosphatidylinositol-3-phosphate phosphatase activity. NCBI's taxonomy places the organism in Eukaryota, Metazoa, Chordata, Aves, Coraciiformes, Meropidae. Gene Ontology annotation, biological process: dephosphorylation.